AUGGAAGGUCUUGAAUCUUUUGAUAAGGCUGUUUGGACAAAGGAAAUGUUGCAUAUAUUUUGUGAUAUAUGCAUUAAGGCAAUUGAUAUGGGAAUGAGACCUAAUACUCAUUUCGAUAAAACGGGGUGGAAAUUUCUUAUAACAUCAUUCAAAGAACAAACUGGCCAUGCAUUCACCAAAACACAAUUGAAAAACAAAUGGGAUGGAUACAAAAAGGAUUGGAGGUUAUGGAAUAAGCUGGUUUCUGAAACUGGUGUUGGCUGGAAUAGUGAAUUAGGCACAAUUUCAGCUAGCGAUGAGUGGUGGAAACAAAAAAUUCAGGCUCCUUCAUCAGGUGUACCUGCUGACAGUGAUGUUGAUCCUGGUACAAGCAAUGCCGACAUUGCUCAUGAUGGUUUGGAAGAGGGCAACGGUGAUUCGAAGGAAGAUGUGAUUCCAGAUUUCCAGAUUGACAUGGCUCGAAUGGUUGGAGGGAUAAAUAUGUCUAGCAGCAGCAACAUAAAAAGCGGUGGCAAAAGAAAAGAACGAGAUCAUUAUGAUGUGCGAGGUAGAAAGAAGAAAACAUCUGGAAUUCAGCUGCUGUCAAGGUGCAAUCAACUACUUGAAAGUAUAUUGAUUAUGAGUGAUUCCAUGUUUGUUAAUUUGGAUCGCGAAGGUUGUAGUAUUCGCGAGGUGAUGGCUGAGCUGCACUCAAUUUCUGGAGUUUCAAUUGAAGAUGAGUUCCACGACUUUGCUACAGAGUAUUUGAGUUUAAGAAGGAAAAGAGAAAUGUGGGCUAGUAUGGGUGAUAAGGAGCAGAAGUUGAGAUAG
Molecule: messenger RNA, 810 nt
Organism: Populus trichocarpa (black cottonwood)
Lineage: Eukaryota; Viridiplantae; Streptophyta; Magnoliopsida; Malpighiales; Salicaceae
Product: L10-interacting MYB domain-containing protein
Exons: 2
Coding region: 1-810 (269 amino acids)
Source: RefSeq, a predicted model, not a curated record